This is a messenger RNA of Symbiodinium sp. CCMP2456, 1206 nucleotides long. The record is from the annotation of a GenBank genome assembly. Lineage: Eukaryota; Dinophyceae; Suessiales; Symbiodiniaceae.
AUGCGUGAGGCAAUCUGCAUCCACAUCGGUCAGGGCGGCGUGCAGAUCGGCAAUGCUUGCUGGGAGCUCUUCUGCCUCGAGCACGGCAUUCAGCCGGACGGUCAGAUGCCCUCCGACAAGACGAUUGGUGGAGGAGACGACGCCUUCAAUACCUUUUUCAGUGAGACGGGGGCCGGCAAGCACGUGCCACGAUGCGUGAUGGUGGAUCUGGAACCUACGGUCGUUGAUGAGGUGCGCACAGGCACAUAUCGUCAGCUCUUCCAUCCGGAGCAACUCAUCUCCGGAAAGGAAGUUGCUCCGCUUUACAUUAGGCUGUCCGUGGAUUAUGGCAAGAAGAGCAAGAUCUCCUUCACCGUGUGGUGCUGCCCUCAGGUGGCAACUGCCGUGGUCGAGCCGUACAACACAGUCUUGUGCGUCCAUUCACUCCUGGAGCACACCGAUGUGACCAUCAUGUACGACAACGAGGCCUUGUAUGAUAUUUGCCGCAGGAACCUGGACAUCGAACGACCCACGUACACCAACCUGAACCGCCUCAUCGCGCAGAUCAUUUCAAGCUUGACCGCAUCGCUGCGCUUCGAUGGCGCCCUGAACGUGGAUAUUACGGAGUUCCAGACCAACCUGGUCCCCUAUCCCCGCAUCCACUUCAUGUUGACGUCCUAUGCCCCGGUCAUCUCGGCCGAGAAGGCUUACCACGAGCAGCUGUCCGUGGCGGAGAUCACCAUGUCUGUUUUCGAACCGGCAUCCAUGAUGGUUAAGUGCGACCCACGCCACGGCAAAUACAUGGCCUGCUGCAUGAUGUACCGUGGCGAUGUUGUUCCGAAGGAUGUGAAUGCAGCAGUGGCCACCAUCAAAACGAAGCGUACCAUCCAGUUUGUGGACUGGUGCCCCACCGGCUUCAAGUGCGGCAUCAACUACCAGCCGCCCACCGUGGUGCCGGGUGGAGAUUUGGCCAAGGUCAUGCGUGCCUGCUGCAUGAUCUCGAACAGCACGGCCAUCGCUGAAGUCUUUUCACGCAUCGAUCACAAGUUUGACCUCAUGUACUCCAAGCGCGCCUUCGUCCACCACUACGUCGGCGAAGGUAUGGAAGAGGGCGAAUUCUCUGAGGCUCGCGAAGACUUGGCGGCUUUGGAGAAGGACUACGAAGAGGUUGGCAUCGAAACAGCAGAGGGCGAGGGAGAGGAAGAAGGUUACGGCGAUGAGUUCUGA